Pieris napi is the source of this 1940-nucleotide messenger RNA. RefSeq names its product lachesin (gene DIP-gamma). Bases 334 to 1485 code for a protein of 383 amino acids. NCBI's taxonomy places the organism in Eukaryota, Metazoa, Arthropoda, Insecta, Lepidoptera, Pieridae. Gene Ontology annotation, cellular component: neuron projection. The transcript has 10 exons. The record is from RefSeq and is a predicted model, not a curated record.
UCCGGCCGCUCAGUGUGCUACGAAAACUGCUACGGGGCAGACGUGCUACAGCGGUUUCCCUCGUUUCGAUGUUUCCCGUGUUUUAAAAAUACGUUAACCCAACAAAAAAUCAGAAAUACAUUGAAAGGAAUAUGUUAUUUAUUCGCUAUAUUAUGCUUACCUUUCGGUGUAAUUUAGUAUAUGUAUGUAUAAGGAAUCUAUUUAACCAUUUACACUCCGUAUAUUGAAGUAGGAACAUUAGUGCCACAUUUGUUAGUGUAACAAAUGAACGAAUAGUGUAACAAAUGGACGGGAAAUGUACUGUGUUAAGGUGAUGAGUGAAUAAUUUGCGGAAUGAGGUCGGAACGUUCCUGGUUCUGCUCGAUGCUGCAAGCAUUGGCCUUUUUGCCAACAAUGGCCUUAAAAGAUUCUCACACAACGAAGAAAUUUACAGAGGAACCUGAAUUCGAGUAUCCUAUUGGCAACCAUACCUUUUUCCUGGGCCGAGAGGCAGUACUCGGAUGCUCAGUUCUUAACCUAGCUAAACACAAAGUGGGAUGGCUCCGUGCGGAGGAUCAGACAGUUCUGACAAUGCAUGAGCGGGCGGUUCUUGGGUCUCGCUACGCUGUCACCCUGGACCCACCUAGGACGUGGCAGCUACGUAUAAGGCCACUAAGGGCGGAAGACCGGGGCUGCUAUAUGUGCCAGAUAAAUACCCAGCCAACUAUGACUUGGCAGAUUGGGUGUAUCGAUGUUUUUGUGCCUCCAGAUAUAAUGAGUGAUGAUACAUCUGGGGACGUAUCGGUUCAAGAGUUGGAGAAUGCGACUCUCACUUGCAAAGCGACUGGACAUCCUGCCCCAAAGAUCACGUGGAGGAGGGAAGACCACGAGCCCAUAUUGCUAAAGAAACCUAACUCAAGAGAGUUUGAAAAAGUGGAAAGUUACGUAGGCAGCUCAAUGCCACUAUGGAGAGUGGAUCGGCGGCAAAUGGGCGCCUUUCUAUGUAUAGCAUCGAAUGAUGUACCUCCCGCCGUCAGCAAGCGGAUCACUCUUAAUGUUAACUUUGCUCCAACAGUUAAAGUUCCAAACCAGCUGCUAGGAGCACCCUUGGGGACGGAUGUCAAACUCAAGUGCUACGUGGAGGCAUACCCAAAUACAAUUAACUAUUGGAUCAAAAAUAGAGGAGAAAUGCUACUAGAUGGCCCAAAGUACACAAUACGCGAAGAGAAGUCGUCCUACAAAGUAUCGAUGUGGCUGACCAUCAGACAAUUCGCAAAGAGUGAUAUCGGUACAUACAACUGUGUCAGUACCAAUUCAUUGGGGAAAAGUGAAGGGACUCUGCGGUUGUAUGAAAUUAAACUCAACUCGCCAGAGGACUUCAGCAAUCAAAUAAGCGUGGCGGGAGGUCUAACAGAAGCUGCCAAAGCGAAUUCACAGGAAAGGUUACAUAUAAGACGGACAUUGUUAAUAUUAAUAGUAAGUUGUGUAUAUUUGUAUGUACUGUAGAGAUUGUUUAAAUAAACGCGAAAAUGUAUGCUUUAAAGUAAUUCAAUUACAUUGUUUAAAAUUGUAAAUAUAAAUAAGAUUGUGUUGGUAUUGUUAUUUUGCUGGGAUCUAUAGUAUGUCGUAUUUUUGCGACCUCUUCAACAAUAAUCAUUGAUUUAAAAGCAUAAUAAAUGAUACAUCUUAACUUUCCUCCACACUAUUUAUUGGUGUAAAUAGUUGAUAUUUGAGUAUAUCGCAUUUAUACGGGCAGACAUUUUAUACUAAUUAUUACUUAUGUGCGUACGAUGAUUGCUAAUAGAAUCUAAGUGUAAAACGGGAAGCAACUUUUCUCUAUUAUUGUUACUAUAAUAAAUAGAACACAGUCCAUUGAUGCAAUCUGAAUUAAACCUUGUUAAAAAGUGUAAGCGAAAUACCGAAAACUACGUGCUUUAUACUAUAUAUGUGCAUCAGUUAUU